Closterium sp. Yama58-4 is the source of this 756-nucleotide messenger RNA. The record is from the annotation of a GenBank genome assembly. NCBI's taxonomy places the organism in Eukaryota, Viridiplantae, Streptophyta, Zygnematophyceae, Desmidiales, Closteriaceae.
AUGGUCAAUGCAUUGAACCUCGUCUCGCGCCCCAAUGGCGAAUACGUCCCUCCCAAGAGGAAAUACGUUGGCGGUGCUGGUCUUGUCGCGUGUCGCAACGGAAUCCAGGCGGGUUUGGUGGGCAUUAAGGCGAGCUGGAAGAGGACGGGCGUGACGGUUUCGUCCGACAUGAUGACGGAUCGCAACGGUAGGCCGCAGGCCAAUCUGCUUCUCGUGAAUGAUUUCGUCGUCGUCUUCACCGACUGUGUUGAGUGCCUCAUGGAGAAGAAAACAGGAGAUGUGGGGAAGAUGGGAUGGGCUAAGAGGGUUGUGGACAAGGGAGGGGAGAUUUCAAGCUUCUUUCGCAACCACCAUUGGACCCGAGGGUACCUGCGGACGCCGGACUUGGUGGAGGGGACGGUUCUGCAGGCGCUGAAGCCGGCUGGAACCCGUUUUGGAACGCAGCAAGCGCAGAACGUGCGAGCCAUAUCCCAGCUAUGUGCGAUGCGUGCCACUCUUACCAGCAUUGUGCUGAGCGACCUGUGGAAGGAGUGGGCGGUAGGGGAGAGGAAGCCAACAUGCGAGAAGUUUAGUGCGCUGGUCUUUGAUGCCGUCUGGUGGAAAACGGCCGAAUUUUUCACUGCCCUGCUGAAACUGCCCUACAAGGCGACGAGGCAGACGGACGGGCAUGCUGUGGGGAUGAUGGGGAAGAUGUGCGAUGUGAUGCUCCAGUUGACGGAGGACGUGGGGGAUUUGUUUGAUGAGGAUGCGGAGUAG